Messenger RNA from Maylandia zebra (zebra mbuna), 5395 nucleotides. It is a transcript of the gene stxbp1b, whose product is annotated as syntaxin binding protein 1b. The record is from RefSeq and is a predicted model, not a curated record. Lineage: Eukaryota; Metazoa; Chordata; Actinopteri; Cichliformes; Cichlidae. Gene Ontology annotation, biological process: vesicle-mediated transport.
GUAGUAAUAGCUCCACUCGGUUUUCUUUGGAGAGCAGGACGCGCACUGACGGGAUCAUCAUGGCACCGCUGGGACUAAAAGCCAUUGUUGGAGAAAAGAUAAUGAACAACGUCAUCAAGAAGGCAAGAGAAAAAGGAAAAUGGAAGGUUUUGGUGGUGGACAAGCUGAGCAUGAGGAUGGUGUCCUCCUGCUGUAAGAUGACAGACAUCAUGUCUGAGGGAAUCACUAUUGUCGAAGAUAUAACAAAGCGGCGUGAACCUCUGCCCAGCAUGGAGGCCAUCUACCUGAUCACACCCUCAGACGAGUCUGUCGAGGGUGUGAUUGAGGACUUCAGAGACCCUCGGACUCCGAGGUACAAAGCCGCCCACGUCUUCUUCACUGACACAAUCCCAGACUCUUUGUUUGGACUCUUGACCAAAUCCCGCGCUUCUAAAGCGAUGAAGGCCUUGACUGAGAUCCACAUAGCCUUCCUGCCCUAUGAGUCUCAGGUCUUCUCCCUGGAUAAAGUGGAUGCUUUCCAGGACUUCUACAGUCCCUUCAAGGCUGACGUGAAGAAUAACAUGUUGGAGCGUUGUGCUGAACAGAUUGCCACCCUCUGUGCCACGCUGAAAGAGUAUCCAGGAGUUCGAUACAGAGGGGACUACAAAGACUGUGCAGUUCUGGCUCAGAUGCUUCAGGAGAAGUUGGAUGGCUACAAAGCUGAUGACCCCACCUUGGGAGAGGGUCCCGACAAGUCUCGCACUCAGCUGCUCAUUCUGGACCGAGGCUUUGACCCCGUGUCACCUCUCCUGCAUGAGCUCACACUGCAAGCCAUGGCCUACGACUUACUGGGAGUCGAGGAUGAUGUUUACAGGUUUGAGACCAGCGGGAUGGGAGAAACCAGGAUGAAGGAGGUAGUGCUGGACGAGGAUGACGAUCUGUGGCUGAGUCUGAGACAUAAGCACAUCGCUGAGGUGUCGACAGCUGUGACUCGCUCACUAAAGGAAUUCUCUGCCAGCAAAAAGAUGAACACUGGAGAAAAGACCACCAUGAAGGAACUCUCGCAGAUGCUGAAGAAGAUGCCUCAGUAUCAGAAAGAGCUCAGCAAGUAUUCAACCCACCUCCACCUGGCUGAGGACUGUAUGAACCGCUACCAGGGCACCGUGGACAAACUUUGCCGUGUGGAACAGGAUCUCGCGAUGGGAACAGAUGCAGAAGGUGAGAAGAUCAAGGAUCCCAUGAGGCUCAUUGUCCCCAUUCUGCUGGAUGCCAAUGUCAAUGUGUCCGACAAGAUCCGCAUCAUCCUGCUCUACAUCUUCCUUAAGAAUGGUGUGACUGAGGAGAACCUGUGUAAGCUCCUGCAGCAUGCUAACAUCCCACCGGAGGACAGUGACAUCAUUUCCAACAUGGCCCACAUGGGUGUUCCCAUUAUCUCUGAGGGCACCACCAAGAAAACCAAGAAGCCUGAUCGCAAGGAACGGAUCAGUGAGCAAACCUACCAGCUCUCCAGGUGGACCCCUUUUGUCAAGGAUCUCAUGGAGGAUGCAAUUGAAGACAAACUUGAUCCCAAGCAAUACCCCUAUAUUUCCCAGCGACAAGCAUCUGCCAAAGCCAGUGCUCCAUCAAGUGCUCGCUAUGGUAACUGGCACAAGAACAGGGGCCCCACAGAGGUGAAGACAGGGCCCCGGAUAAUCGUCUUCAUCAUUGGAGGCAUGACAUACAGUGAGAUGCGCUGCGUGUAUGAGGUCACCCAGGCCAAUGGCAAGUGGGAGGCUUUGAUUGGCGCCACCCACAUCCUCACCCCGCCAAAAUAUUUAAAGGAACUACAGCACCCAGACUUCUUGGACCCCAAUGCCUCACCAGAGGGCGCCGAGGAGCCUCCUGUACAAUAAAAGAACAUCUGGAAGUAAAUACUGAAUGUCAUUUUGUUCUUUGUGUACCUCUGUGUUUGCUGCUGUAGCCCUGUCCCCCACAUCAUUUGAUGCCCGUGGUUUUCACAAACAGUCAGAAUCUGUGUUUGUCAGUGUUUUAAUAAAUCGUCCUGCAGGUGAACUCGACUGUCACAGAGAUCCUCCCUGUUCCUGCUGGAUUUCUACCAUCCCUUGUGUUUGACAGCUGUCUGAGGCAGGACUGUGUUCUGGUUGUAAAAUGGCACGGGUUACCUGCAACAUACCAUGUAAUCUUUGAAACCUGCAUUUUGUUCUAGCGAUAACGUAACAUUGUUGAAAAACAUUUUAAAUUCAUAGUACCUGUCAGUUACAACAAAGUGAUCUUCUAGAUAACACAUACAAGGACCCAGCACCUCCAGUAACACUGUGAGGAAUCCUGUAGUGUGCAUAUUAGACAAAUAUGUAGGGCUGCUCUCUUCAUUUGACUUCUUUUUAUUUUAUUCUGAUCAUUUUGCAUCCUCACCUCUAUAAAAACCAUAGAUUACAGUAUUACAUGAUGCUGAAUUAUCCUUUCGUUCUUGAUCGAGUAAUGAAAACUUUACGGUGCAUCCAGAAACUAUUCAGAGUCCUUCACUUGUUCCACAUUUCGUAAUGUUAUGACCUUAUUCUAAAAUGGAUUCAAUUCAUUUUCACCUCAAAAUUUUACACACAAUCCUAUAACGACGAAGGACAGUGGUUUGCUUGAAAUGUUUGCAGAUGUAUUAAAAAAUAAACAAAAAUAUAACACCUAAUUAAGUAUUUACAGCCUUUAUCAUGACACACAGAACUGGGCUCAGGUGCAUCUGGUUUCCUCCAGACUCCUGUCAGAUGUUUCUACAGCUUGUUUGGAGUCUACCUGUGGUAAACUCAGUUGACUGGACACCACCAACACUGGUCUGUAUAAGAUCCCACAGUUGAGAGUGCAGAGCACAAACCACACCAUGAAGUUCAAGGAGUUCAUGUAGACCUCCAAGACUGGAUUGUAUCGAGGCGCAGAUCUGGGGAAGCGUACGGAAACGUUUCUGCAGCUUUGGAGAUCCCAGUGAGCACAGCAGCCUCAAUAAUCCAUAAAUAGAAGAAGUUUGAAACACCUGGACUCUUCGUAGAGCUGGACACCCAGCCAGUCGGUGUAGAAGGGCCUUUGUCAGAGUGAUCAUCAGUUCUCAGUCACCUCCCAGCCUGAGCUCCAGCAUUGCCCUGUGGAGAGAGGAGAACCUUUUAGAAGGACAACCAUUUCUGCAGCACUCCAUUAAUCAGGCUUUUAUGAUAGUGUCCAGUUGGAAGCCACUCUUCAGGAAAAUGGCCCGACAGCGCUCCUAGAGCUCGCAAAAAGGCAACCAAAGACUAAGACCACAGGAAACAAAAUUAUCUGAUCUGAUGAAACAAAGAUUGAACUCUCUGGCCUGAAUGCUAAUACCAUUACUAUAGUGCAGCAUGGUGGGGCCCACAUUAUGCUGUGGAGAUCUUUUUGCCAGCAGGAACUGGGAGACUGGUCGUGGUCAAGGGAGAGAUGAAUGCAGGAAUGUACAGAGACAUUCUGAUGGUAGCCUUCUGCAGAGAUUGGGGUGAAGUGACAAACAACAUUUGUGUUUGAAUGGUCUUCAGUGUCCCAGAGCACAAACUUGAAUCUGACGAUCCUCCUCCAAUCCGAUGAAAGUGAAAAGGUUCUGCAAAAAAGUUUGUAGCAUCAAGCUCAUAGACUUUAGGUUGUAAUUGUUUCAAGCAAACCUCUUUUACUUUGUUAAUAUGGGGUGAGGCAUUAUUUUAAGGUGAGAAAUGAAGUUAAUACAUUUACAUUUCCCCCAUGAGUACUUUUAUCACUACACAUUUUACACUUUUAAAUUUAUAUAAAUACACACUGCAUAUCCUUCCAAGGCAGGUGAUUAUACUGUGUAUCACGUGUUCUCUGAAUCCACCAUUAUACAGGAUUAUAUCAGCUCGGUAGUCCUAUGAAAGCUACAGCAGCCACAUAACAAAGUCUAAAAGUACAAAAAGUACCUCAAUCAUAGCAGGCUGUGUAAGUAGUUACACUCACUGGACAUGUUAUUAGGUGCACCUUGUCAGUUAGAUGCUUUGUUAGAUAAAAAACCUUUAAUGUUAGACUCUUGUAAAUAUGAAAAUAAAAAGCCAUCACGUAGAAUUGUCUGCACACUGCACCACCUAUACAAAACAAAACAGGAAGUUAACGUCCUCUGAGGAAGUAAUUACAUAGACAACAACUCUAAUGAGAAGAUGAUGACGUGAGGUGGUGGGAGAUGACGUCUGGUGGUUAACAGAACAAAUGCAAUCAGUGCAAUCAGUGUUUAAAUAUUUAAUCAGCUUGGUGUCACCAUUUAUCCUGCAACAUGUAAUAAACUGAAACAAAAAAGCAGCUGAAGCAAAAACUGACAAAGUAAUUCACACACUUGUUGCCAUGGUGAAGUGCAGCAGGUUUACAAGAACACUUUACAAACUGCAGAAUUUCAAAAAUAACUUUUAUUUUAUGUGCUCUGUAACAUAUUUAUAUUCACAGCUAUUACUUUUGAACAGGCGGAUAUGCUAAAUCAAUAUUUCCAAUUCAUCAUAUUUUAGCCUUGGCCUACCCAGAAGACAUCCUUUAACCAUUAAAAGCAGAGAGGAUGUCUCUGCUUUAGAGGUUGAUAGAUCAAUCAGAGUUUUGUUUGAUAAGAUAAGAUACCUUUAUUAGUCCCACGAGUGGGAAAUUUCAUGUUUGUGAGGAGAUUUUAGAUGAAAUUCUGAAUUUAACAAUGAGCCACUGAAGAAAAAGAAAAAGUUCUUUCUUUUCAUUGAAGACUUGAGCAAACAGACUGGUCAUACAGCAUCUUGUGUCUUUCAGGGUCAACUGAAACCUUUACCCCGUCUCACCUUGUAAAAACCCUCAAAGACUUGGAGAAAGAAGAACAGAGCACUGCCUGUAGUACUCCAUAAACUCUUACUCUAGAUUCCCCACCCACUCACAUGUCAGAGCCAAACUUUGUGUUGUGUACAAAUCAGUUGUUAAAACUCCAAACAUGGAAACUGCUAAUCACGCUGGAGUCUUUGUUGUUGUUAACUCUGUAUUGUGGGAUUAUAUUUAUUCAUCUAAACAAUAACAGCUCUAUGAGAUUCGGCAUUAUUGGAGCAAAAUCUGGCACUUCUCAUCUAAAGUAGUGCUUUUCAUGUAGUGGUUGCCAUGGCAUACUGUAAAAAUCAUUAGCUUUAUAAUAACGUCUGACCUGGAAGCCGCCAACAUAAAUGUAGCUGUAGCUCCAUCAUUUACUAGAUAAGUAGAUGUGAUAGUGAUUGUUUGUUGUACACUGAGUAUCAUUUUUCCUUUUAUUUGACCAUAAUGCUUGGUUUUUAUUUUAUAGUGGUUCUGUAUGACUAGUUAUCAGCUGUUGUUUGAAAAGAGAUCGCAGUGUUAUCACACAUUUGUACUUUUUUGUCCUCAUCAAUAAACAGUACUUGCUACAGGUGGUGUGUUCAACUAAUAAAGCGACUUCCAUUAA